Papilio machaon (common yellow swallowtail) is the source of this 1002-nucleotide messenger RNA. RefSeq names its product prostaglandin reductase 1-like. NCBI's taxonomy places the organism in Eukaryota, Metazoa, Arthropoda, Insecta, Lepidoptera, Papilionidae. The transcript has a single exon. Gene Ontology annotation, cellular component: cytoplasm. The coding region runs from base 1 to 1002 and encodes 333 amino acids. Gene Ontology annotation, biological process: prostaglandin metabolic process. Gene Ontology annotation, molecular function: 2-alkenal reductase [NAD(P)H] activity; 15-oxoprostaglandin 13-reductase [NAD(P)+] activity. The record is from RefSeq and is a predicted model, not a curated record.
AUGGGAAAAGCACGAAAGUAUGUAGUGAAAAAACAUUUUGAAGGUGUCCCUAAGCGGGAUGAUUUUGAAAUAGUGGAAUAUGAACUACCAUCUUUGAAACCCGGUGAUGUAUUAGUUAAAACGGAAUGGAUCAGCGUAGAUCCAUACUUAAGAGCUCGCAACACUGUGUAUUCUCCACCAUUUGAUCAAUUCUCUACUCAAAUCGGGCUGGUUAUUGAAAGCAAUCAUUUUAAAUAUCCCGUUGGUACUAAAAUUGUUUCUCACAUUGGUUGGUGCGAUUAUGGUAUAGUUAAUAUGAAUGAAGAAGAACCACUCAGAACUUAUAAACUACCAGAUUUUGAAGAUCUGCCAACGUCCUAUGCAAUUGGUGCUCUCGGUAGACCAGGAGCGACUGGUUAUUUUGGACUUUUAGAUAUUUGCAAACCUAAGGUUGGAGAAACUGUGAUUGUAACAAGCGCUGCUGGAGCAGUAGGGACUAUGGUGGGACAAAUUGCUAAAAUUAAAGGGUGUAUAUUAAUUGGUAUUACUGGCUCGGAUGAGAAAGUACGAAUUUUAGAAGAUGAAUUCGGUUUUGAUAAAGCGUUUAAUUAUAAAACAGUAGAUAUUUCAGAAGUUCUAGAGGAAGCAGCCCCUAACGGCGUUGAUUGUUACUUUGAUAACAUUGGUGGGGAAAUAAGCAGCAUAAUCAUCAAACAAAUGAACAGUUUCGGAAGAGUUGCGUGUUGUGGUAGCAUAAGUUCAUACAAUGACAAUCCACUUAAAAUGCCAAAAGCAACAGUUAUACAACCGUAUGUAGUUAACAAACAAUUAACGCUUGAAGGAUUUAAUGUUUCAAGAUUUGCCGAUAGAUGGCAUGAAGCUUUACCCGAAGUUAUAAAUUGGAUCAAAACGGGACAAAUUAAAGUAAAAGAACAUGUAACAGUAGGUUUUGAUAACGUAUUGAACGCUUUUGUAGGAAUGUUAGCUGGAGAAAACGUGGGAAAGGCUGUUGUUAAAAUGUAA